AUGAAGCCAAGACGAGAUCGCAACGGACGGAAUCUUGGUGAUAGUUCCACGCGAGGUAUGACCCCCAAACCUAUCAUGGUCGAAGAAUUGGAAAAGGCAGAAGUUACAAUUCUGAAGAUUAUCCAAGCAGAAUCCUUUCCUGACGAAGUUAGUGCGCUGAAAAGAGUCGACAAUAGAAGUCUUACUAAGCAAAAAACGACCAAACUCAGAAAGUCAAGCUCAUUGUAUCGCCUGGAUCCUUUCCUUGGCUCCGAUGGUCUACUGCGUGUUGGAGGAAGAUUACGUAGGUGUGACGAGAUAACGACAGAAAUGAAGCAUCCCGUCAUAUUGCCGAAAAAUGGUCACGUUGCAGAGCUGAUUAUUCGCCACAACCAUGAGAACGCUGCCCACGGCGGAAGAGGAAUUACUCUCAACCAUUUAAAAGGCAGAUAUUGGAUCAUAAACGCCAAUUCCAGAGUCAGAAAUUACAUAUCAAGAUGCGUAGAUUGCAGAAAAUUUCGUGCCAGAACCGCCAAACAGAAGAUGGCUGAUUUGCCCAAGGACAGACUUACUUCCGCAGCACCAUUGACAUACUGUGGAGUUGAUCUUUUUGGACCCUGUCUUAUCAAGGAUGGUCGGAAAGAAUUAAAACGCUAUGGUGUGCUAUUCACAUGCUUAAACAGUAGAGCAAUUCACCUAGAAUCAGACAACUCCUUGGAAACCGACUGGUUCCUGAAUGCACUCAGACGUUUUAUAGCUCGACGUGGUCCAGUGAGAGAAAUAAGAUCAGACCGAGGUACCAACCUAAUAGGAGCUGCGAAAGAGCUUAAAGACGCUCUCAAAGAAAUGGACGACGCGAAGAUAAACGAGUAUCUCUGCCGUUAUUCCGACGCUGAUUGGCUGGUCAGAUGGAAACCAAACCCCCCAGCAGCAUCACACAUGGGUGGUGUAUGGGAACGCCAGAUUCGUACAGUGCGUACAAUCCUUACAUCGUUAAUGAAAGAGUUUGGUCAUGUUCUUAAUGAUGAAUCUUUCCGAACAUUGUUAACAGAAGCCGAGUGUAUUGUCAACAGUAGACCACUGACAUUCCCUUCCAGCGAUCCUACCGAUUUACAGAGUCCAAUUUCACCAAAUAACAUUUUGACGAUGAAAUCAAAGAUAGUUAUGCCACCUCCUGGAGACUUCCAGCGCGCCGACCUCUACCUUCGUAGGCGAUGGAAGCGAGUCCAGUAUCUGGUUGAAAUCUUCUGCACUCGAUGGAAAAGGGAAUACCUGAAUACACUUCAGAUGAGAAAGAAAUGGAACCGUCCCCAGCGCAGUUUUGAAAUCGGAGAUAUAGUCCUAGUAGUCGACGAGAGAACGUCAAGAAACUUGUGGCCACUUGCUCGUGUUAUUGACAUUACUCCAGACUCAGUGGGUGCUGUUCGCUCCGUAAAAGUGAAGACUGCUACGUCAACCCUCGAACGUCCAAUUGUGAAACUAGUUCUUUUACUGGAAAACUCGUAA
Paramuricea clavata is the source of this 1485-nucleotide messenger RNA. Lineage: Eukaryota; Metazoa; Cnidaria; Anthozoa; Malacalcyonacea; Plexauridae. The record is from the annotation of a GenBank genome assembly.